Dichotomopilus funicola is the source of this 606-nucleotide messenger RNA. RefSeq lists its product as uncharacterized. Gene Ontology annotation, cellular component: cytoplasm; nuclear speck. Gene Ontology annotation, biological process: mRNA splicing, via spliceosome. The coding region runs from base 1 to 606 and encodes 201 amino acids. The record is from RefSeq and is a predicted model, not a curated record. NCBI's taxonomy places the organism in Eukaryota, Fungi, Ascomycota, Sordariomycetes, Sordariales, Chaetomiaceae. The transcript is spliced from 2 exons. Gene Ontology annotation, molecular function: RNA binding.
AUGACGACAAUCGCCAGCCGCGCCCUUCCGCCGGGGCUCCCAGCAAAGGUGGCUUCGGUGCCGCCAAACCAAACGCUUUACGUGACGAACCUCCCCUCUACCAAGAUCCAGAAGGAAGAUUUACGGACAGCGCUCUACCUACUUUUCUCGACGUAUGGCGCGGUUCUGGACGUUGUGGCUCUCAAGACGAUGAAAAUGCGCGGUCAGGCGCACAUUGUGUUCAAGGAUGUGCAAACAGCGACCCAGGCGAUGCGGUCUCUCGACGGGUUUGAGUUUUUUGGGCGUGAAAUGAAAAUUUCGUACGCCAGGUCUAAGUCUAACAUCAUCGCCAAACUCGAUGGCUCGUUCAAGGUCCCCACAGCCGCGACUGCCGCCCGCGUCGAGGUGACCGAUCUCCAACAAAGCAUCUUCAAUGCACCCGUACCCGGCGCACCAGCAGCUGUGCCUGGUAUCCCGCCGAAACCCACAGGCACUGACCACGUCAUGACCGAUGCUGGCACGCCUGAGAACCGCGGCGUGAAGAGGGCCCGAGAAGAUGAGCAAGAGGCGGAAGAGGAAGAGAGCGAUGAGGACGUGGCGAUGGAGGAGGAGAGCGAGGACGAAUGA